CCUGCUUGAGGCAGUCUUUGGGCUGAGAGGGGUCCCCUAGGGUCCCAAGAUGCUGCUCUGCGUCACCUUGCUUCUCCUUCUGGGGCUGUCUGCAUGCACUGUGGCAGGUGACAAAAAACUGGCAGUUGAUGCUGAAGUAGGCUCCUGGGAAGAUGUCAUCCCCAGCAUCCUGCUUCAGCUCCGGGACAUGAAGAAGGGGAAAGCGAGCCAGUUCUUUGGGCUAAUGGGGAAGCAGGUAGGAGGAAGACCUCCCAUCCAGUCAGAGGCAACAGGCAAGUGUUGUCCACACCUUCCCCCUACACGCUCCCUGGAGAAGACUGAGUUGUCAGGGAGGUGGGGGGGAUGCUCUGGCCAGGGUGCACAGGAAGGCAUUGUUGAGGGUGGGGCCAGAGUGGUCUGCCUGCAUGCUCGGCUUCCUGGUUGUUUCCUUGGAGAGGUGGUCUGUGUGCACCUAGGGAGCAGCUGCAAGGAUGAGGAGAUGGCGAUGAAUCCAGCUCUGCCAAAGGUUCAAAAUUAGCGUGGGUCUAGAGCCUAGAGUUGAAGAAACCAUCAAUCCAGGACCUUAAAACUGAAAACCCCAACUCGGUCUUCAUGGCCUGGGCAUGGCACCUUCCUUGGCAUACUGCCCUGCACUGUUCUGCUGGGUCACAUGGCUGGUGUCCUCAGAGUAAAAGCCACCCCACGGGCAGGUAAAAGUCUGCCAUCUCCUCUGUCCCCACAGUUUCUAUUAGAGGCGCUCAUGAGGUAUUUGUGGAAGGAAGGGCAGAAGGGAGGGAAAAUGGAAGAGAAAGAGGAAGGGAUCAAUGAAUGAAGAACCUCAGUUCCUAGAGAAAUUACGCUAUUCAUGAGUCCCCAGUUCUGGCCCUGUCUUUCAUGGUUCCCAAGACAGUCUUCCUCUGCUUCACUUUCUCCUUUUCUUCUCUGUCUCUUCAUCACCAGGGUAUCAGCGAGAACCACUGGUCCAGGGGCAAGGAGGAGCAACUACAGAAGGUAGGUGAUAGCUUCUCCACCAGCACACACGGGCACAUUCUGCUCCCCACUCUCAGGGCCAGCCGAAGCCACAGAGAAUGGUGUGUGGUUCUCCAGCCCCUGGAACAUUCCCCUUAUUCCCUAACUGUUAGAGAGUCUUAGGUAUUUUGUCUUCAACAACCUAAAUAAAGGAAAUAUCACUCUGGGAGGGGUUAUCAGCUGACGCCUUCUGGCCUGGGCCAUAACCACAAAGGCGUUCAAGGGGAUGCUCAAUAAACAAGAAGGUAAGUGAAUCAGUAGAUAAGUGACUCAAAGUGAAGUCGCUCAGUCGUGUCCAACUCUUUGCGACCCGUGGA
This is a messenger RNA of Capra hircus (goat), 1325 nucleotides long. It is a transcript of the gene TAC4, whose product is annotated as tachykinin 4 (hemokinin). The record is from RefSeq and is a predicted model, not a curated record. The transcript has 3 exons. NCBI's taxonomy places the organism in Eukaryota, Metazoa, Chordata, Mammalia, Artiodactyla, Bovidae. Bases 50 to 517 code for a protein of 155 amino acids.